Melozone crissalis (California towhee) is the source of this 3623-nucleotide messenger RNA. It is a transcript of the gene DCLK2, whose product is annotated as doublecortin like kinase 2. The transcript is spliced from 17 exons. The record is from RefSeq and is a predicted model, not a curated record. Gene Ontology annotation, molecular function: protein kinase activity; ATP binding. Gene Ontology annotation, biological process: intracellular signal transduction; protein phosphorylation. NCBI's taxonomy places the organism in Eukaryota, Metazoa, Chordata, Aves, Passeriformes, Passerellidae. Bases 138 to 2441 code for a protein of 767 amino acids.
CGCGCUCAGCCGCAGCCCUCCCGGCCAGAGCGGCCGGGCGCGAUGCUCUUCUAGGCGGCCCGAGCCCUUGCGAGCGCGGCGGGCGGGCGUAGCAGCCCUCCCGUAGCGGAGCUGGGAGGGCGGGCAGGCGGCUCCCCAUGGCGAGCAGCCGGAGCAUCGAGCUGGAGCACUUCGAGGAGCGGGACAAGCGGCAGCAGCGCUCCGGGCCGCGGCGCGGAGGCUCCGGGUCCGGCGGCGGCGCGGGGCCGCGGGGCAACGGGCUGGUGCCCAGCCCGGCGCACAGCGCGCACUGCAGCCUCUACCGCACCCGCACCCUGCAGGCGCUCAGCUCCGAGAAGAAGGCGCGCAAAGCCCGCUUCUACCGCAACGGGGACAGGUACUUCAAGGGCUUGGUGUACGCCAUCUCCCCCGACCGCUUCCGCUCCUUCGACGCCCUCCUGGUGGAGCUCACCCGCUCCCUGUCGGACAAUGUGAACCUGCCCCAGGGCGUCCGCACCAUCUACACCAUCGAUGGCAGCAAGAAGCUCACCAGCCUGGACGAGCUGGUGGAAGGUGAGAGCUAUGUGUGUGCGUCCAAUGAACCGUACCGCAAGGUUGACUACACCAAGAACGUCAACCCGAACUGGUGCGUGAACAUAAGGACUGGCUCCAGCCGCUCCUUGACGUCUCUGACAUCCUCGAGGAGCGAGGUGAAGGAGAGCAAAGAUUUCAUUAAACCCAAACUGGUGACUGUUAUUAGGAGUGGGGUAAAGCCACGGAAAGCUGUGAGAAUUCUGCUGAACAAGAAGACUGCUCACUCCUUCGAGCAGGUCUUGAAUGACAUCACCGAAGCCAUUAAGUUAGACUCGGGUGUAGUCAAGAGACUUUGUACACUGGAUGGGAAGCAGGUAACGUGCCUGCAGGACUUCUUUGGCGAUGACGACGUGUUCAUCGCGUGCGGGCCGGAGAAGUACCGCUAUGCUCAGGAUGACUUCGUGCUGGAUCACAGCGAAUGCCGUGUCAUGAAGUCGUACUCCCGCUCCGCUGCCGUGAGGCACGCUGCAUCCAAAAGCCCAGCACCUUCCCGUCGGAGCAAAUCCCCUGCCUCAGUAAAGAGGGGUGGCCACUCCAGUGCUCAUUCUUCAGCAAAAUCCCCAGUUAAUGGAACCCCAAGCAGUCAGUUAUCCACCCCAAAAUCUACAAAGUCCUCCAGCUCUUCACCAACAAGCCCAGGCAGCUUUCGUGGACUCAAGAUCUCCCCACAUGGUGGAUCCUCUUCCAAUGUGAAUGGUGUUCCUGAGUCUCUCCGUUGCCAGAGUCCCGAAGGCUUGAAUGGAAACAAGUUCUCAGGGUCAUCUACCAUUCUUGAGAAGUAUAAAGUGGGGAAGGUGAUUGGUGAUGGCAAUUUCGCUGUUGUAAAGGAGUGUGUGGAACGAUCCACAGGGAAGGAGUUUGCCCUGAAGAUCAUAGACAAGGCCAAGUGCUGUGGGAAGGAGCACCUGAUUGAAAAUGAGGUGUCGAUUCUGCGCCGAGUGAAGCACCCCAACAUCAUCAUGCUCAUAGAGGAGAUGGACACCCCCUCAGAGCUCUACCUGGUGAUGGAGCUGGUCAAGGGAGGAGACCUAUUUGAUGCCAUCACUUCAUCUACAAAAUACACAGAGAGAGAUGGGAGUGCCAUGGUCUACAAUUUAGCCAGUGCUCUCAAAUAUCUGCAUGGCCUCAACAUUGUGCAUAGAGACAUCAAACCAGAAAAUCUUCUGGUGUGUGAAUAUUCAGAUGGAACCAAGUCUUUGAAACUUGGAGACUUUGGACUGGCGACGGUGGUGGAAGGCCCUUUGUACACGGUGUGUGGGACACCCACCUAUGUGGCUCCAGAAAUCAUUGCAGAGACAGGGUAUGGCUUAAAGGUGGAUAUUUGGGCUGCAGGUGUGAUCACUUACAUCCUGUUAUGUGGAUUUCCACCUUUUCGCAGUGAAAACAACCUUCAGGAAGACCUCUUUGAUCAGAUACUUGUGGGGAAGCUGGAAUUUCCCUCUCCCUACUGGGAUAACAUCACUGAUUCAGCAAAGGAGUUAAUCAGCCUGAUGCUACAUGUGAAUGCUGAAGCCCGGUACACAGCAGCACAGAUCCUAAGCCAUCCCUGGGUGUCAGAUGAUGCUUCCCAGGAGAAUAAUAUGCAAGCUGAAGUAACAGGUAAACUGAAGCAGCACUUUAAUAACACCCUACCCAAGCAAAAUAACACGUCUGCUGGGGUUUCUGUCAUCAUGAACACAGCUCUAGAUAAAGAGAGCCAGAUUUUCUGCAGCAAGCGCUGCCAGGACUCUGGCAGAGCUGGAGUGGAGAACAUUUCUGCAAUUGCUGCUGCAGCUGCUGCUCCUCGUGCGGCUGGGUCCCAGCCCCUCCUCCCUGCUGCUCCCGAGCCGCCUCCCCCCGAGCUCGCUGGGGAUCAGCCUGCUGCGUAGGACUGGGGAAAGCAAACCCACCCGAAGCUCCCCACACUCUGGCCACACUUCUCUUCAUUUCCCAUGACUGUUUUCAGUUUGUGAGCACCUCUCAUAGCAAGCCCCAGCCAGGUCUGAGCCUCUCUCUCGCAGGGGGUGAACGAACCACAUCUUGGGAAGAGCAGUAGGGGAAAGACUCCAGGAAUGUUAGGUGGUUUUUUAAGUUCUCCGUGUCAAUAAUUAACUCCAUUUCACACAGCCUUGGGCUCUAGAUAGACUAACUUAGGGUGUAGCUAACCAUAUUUUUAUAUGAGCAGUGAGGUGGGGAACAGUUAGCUGGCCUCACGUCCACCAGCAGGCCCUGUUCUGUUCUUCUGAUGGGAAUUUUCAGAAAAGUGGGAGAGGCAGACAAGGGAAGAAAAUUUCUAUUUGCCUUCUAUUCCAAUGCCUCUAUUUUUAGCCAAGUUUCUACUAAACUUGAAGAGGCAAAUUUUCACAAAGAAUUUUUUAGUGGACUAACUGUAAAAUAUCACGAGACAAACAUUUGAAGAUAGAAAGGGAAGGAUGGUUGUUUUCCAUCAAGUUUGUUAUCUGACUUGCAGGCAGGGUAGUGUUUAGAUAUAUGAAUUUAAAUAAAGUAACUUGGGAUGUAAACAUGAGCAGUGGAUGUUUAUUUGUUACAAAGACUGGAGUGAAGGAAGCCUUUUUGCUUUGCCAUUUUCUAUCCUAACCACAAGUGUCCCAUCCACACCUUUCUCCAGGGUCGGACUACCUGUUAGAUAAAAAUAAAAUAAAAUAAAAUAAAAUUACUUUGGGCCUGUGAAGGGAAAGCCUGCUGCAUGUUAUCCAAGCUAUGAUGAGCUGAGCAGCUCCUGAUUCUAGGACAUGCUGAUAGAGGAGCUGCCAUCAAUAGCCAUCAGAGGUUUGUCAGUGCUAUCCCCCUAUUCACCUGGUGCAGGCACUGGAAACCAGCAUUGGGAAGCAGCUCUCCUUAACCUGCAGUCACAAAAUAGGUGAGGUUUUCUCUUUACCAUAAUGCUUAGUUCAAUAGAGUAUGUAUUCAGCUUAAUCCUUUUCCUUUGCUCGUUCUUAUGAAUUGGUCAUAGUUCAUUUUUUCUCUUAGCUAUACUUUCUACUAGAAUUGUAAAAGAAAGACCUGCAAUAAACUUUCUUCAUUAAAAAAAAACAGAACACAAAAAGUCA